Messenger RNA from Pseudomyrmex gracilis, 5066 nucleotides. RefSeq names its product serine/threonine-protein phosphatase 4 regulatory subunit 3 (gene flfl). The coding region runs from base 1526 to 3859 and encodes 777 amino acids. NCBI's taxonomy places the organism in Eukaryota, Metazoa, Arthropoda, Insecta, Hymenoptera, Formicidae. The record is from RefSeq and is a predicted model, not a curated record. Gene Ontology annotation, molecular function: protein phosphatase activator activity. The transcript is spliced from 6 exons. Gene Ontology annotation, cellular component: protein phosphatase 4 complex; nucleoplasm. Gene Ontology annotation, biological process: DNA damage response; protein dephosphorylation.
ACAAACCAAGUUUUUGGCACAAUAUGUUUUGUUAUUCAAUAACCGACGGUUUGAAAUAAAUAUCUCCAUUCUUUGACGAUGAUUAAAAAGAAACCACGCCGUUUAUAUGUGAUUUUGUUAAAACGUCAGAGGUCUUUAGAGAUCACGAUGCUCUUCGAGUGACUUGUGUUUUCAGUUUUGCAUGUGUAUCGUGUCACGCGGGUGUACCGUGAACACAUGUCUAACGGAGUAGUUUACUUUUUUAUCGUCGUAGAUUCUCAUAGGGUUUUUUUUAGAUAACGCAUGCUCUUGGGAGAAGUGUCACGUCGUUCAAAUAUUGCGCCAGCGUCCUUGCGUUCUGCGAUGUGGGCCCCGUGGCGCGUUGUUAUGAUCUAUCAUGGCGUACUGUAGUGUUGUGACCGCUUGGUGUCUAUGUCAAUUUUAGAGUGAUAAAACUCGGGAGAGAAACAGUGCGAGUGGCGAUGCGAGUCGACGACAUCUGUUCUCGCGAGAUAAUCGUGUUCCUAUGAGCUGCCGCGUCCCAAGAGCGUUUCAAGUUGUACGCACGUUUCACCACUACCCGUUGUCGUCGUCGUCGUCGUCGUCGUCGUCGUCGCCGUCGUCGUCGCUGCCGCUGCCGCCGUCGUCGCUGAAGGCAGAAUACACAGAAGCAGAGUGCGCGCACACACAUACACACACACGCGCGCAACGUUUUGCCAUCGAGGAAGUAUCGAAAUAUCUCUGAGUAAUAAAAAAUCACGACGUUAGGUCGGUCGAAUCGACGGCUGUUGCAGUAUCCAAGCCGGUGCGUCCUCCGAAAAAUCGCCGCCGACGCGACACGUGAAGCACACCGCACAGCGCGCAAACUUUUCCCGCGCGCAUCCCGCAUCUCUCUCUUCCUGGAGGAGAGUUCGGUGCGGCAUCUAAGAGGAGCGGUGAUUUAUGCAACGGUGCGUAAACAUACAGCGUCGUAAAAACAGCCGCUGGAAAGCCUGGAAACGCGAAACGUUUGUGUGACGCGCGUCCAUCGCUACGCCUGAGCCUGUCUCGUCGUUUGUGCGAAGCACGCGAAAAUACCAUCUUCACCGCGAGCAUCACUCGAAUCUGGUGUCGAAACCCACUGGUGUAUAAUCUCUGUGUUGUUACGCCACACGAGGUUUCCGACUAUAAAGACCGUCAAGCACUGCUCCCGCACUGUGUGUGUGUGUGUACAUAUAUACGUAUAUGUGUGUGUGUGUGUAUGCGUGUGUACCGAAGCGUUCCUUUUUUUUUUUCUGCGUAAAGACGUUGACGUACCACACGUUUUGUUUAUACUACACAUCAUUGAUGCAAUAACAAAACUUUAAUGGGUUCUACAAGGGCAUGCGGAAAUUUAACAUAUCUAUGUCUGUCCAAUAUUGUUAAUCUGAUAAGCAUCUGAAAGACUUUUUUCCCAGUAGAAAGUGAGAGUAUAAUCGCUGAGAGAGCCAAAGAUCCAGCAAAUCUGAAAAGGCAUGCAGGAUAGUUGGUGACACUGGAGAGAGUGUUUACUAAUUAGUUUUACAAUAUGACGGAUACACGUAGAAGAGUGAAAUUGUAUGCUCUUAAUGCGGAUAGACAGUGGGAUGAUCGUGGUACAGGUCAUGUUUCCUCUUCUUAUGUAGAUAGAUUAAAAGGGAUCUCUCUGUUGGUAAGAGCGGAAAGCGAUGGCUCUGUCUUGCUGGAGAGUAGGAUACAGCCUGAUACAGCAUAUCAGAAACAACAGGAUACUUUGAUAGUAUGGUCAGAAGGGGAUAACUUUGACUUGGCUCUAAGUUUUCAAGAAAAGGCAGGCUGUGACGAAAUAUGGGAGAAGAUCUGUCAAGUCCAAGGCAAAGAUCCGUCAGUAGAAAUUACACAGGAUAUUGUAGAAGAAUCCGAAGAUGAGCGGUUUGAUGAUAUGUCAGAUGCAGCACCACCCAUUGAAUUACCACCAUGUGAACUUAGCCGACUGGAAGACAUUAACGAACUCAUAGAAAAUUGUUUAACAUCCCCUAUGAGAAAAGAAAAAUUGGCAGUGGCACUGGAAUCAGAGGGUUAUAUUAAGAAGCUGUUACAUCUGUUUCGUACAUGCGAGGAUUUAGAAAACAUUGAAGGAUUGCAUCAUCUUUACGACAUAUUUAAAAAUAUUUUCCUACUUAAUAAAAACGCGCUGUUUGAAGUUAUGUUCAGCGAUGACACAAUUUUUGAUGUUGUCGGUUGUUUGGAAUACGAACCGACGUUAUCUCAGCCAAAAAGACAUCGGGAAUAUCUUCGGCAGUUAGCUAGAUUCAAGCAAGCGAUUCCAAUUACAAAUACCGAAUUGUUAGCUAAAAUACAUCAGACAUAUAGAGUUCAAUACAUUCAAGACGUUGUGCUGCCAACCCCAAGCGUAUUUGAGGACAACAUGUUGAGUACAUUGAGUAGUUUUAUAUUCUUCAAUAAGGUUGAAAUAGUAACUUUGAUACAGGAUGAUGAGAAGUUUCUCACUGAACUUUUUCGUCAGUUGACGGACGAAGCAACUUCAGACAGUAAAAGACGCGACUUGGUUCUUUUUUUGAAAGAAUUUUGCAAUUUUUCACAAAACCUUCAGCCCCAAGGAAAAGAAGCAUUUUAUAAAACAUUAACAGCACUUGGUAUACUUCCUGCUUUAGAAAUUACUUUGGCAAUGAAUGAUUCUCAAACAAAAACGGCCAGUAUAGAUAUAUUGACAUAUAUUGUGGAGUUUUCUCCAAGUGUUGUACGAGAUUAUACCCUACAGCAGAUGAAUACUACAGAACAGGACCAAAUGUUAAUCAAUGUAAUAGUUGCUCAACUUGUUGGAGAUAGCGAUCCUGAGUUGGGUGGAGCGGUGCAGCUGGCCGGUGUGCUGCGUUUGCUCCUGGAUCCCGAGAACAUGUUGGCUUCUGUUAACAAGUCAGAGAAGACUGAUUUCUUAAAUUACUUUUACAAAAAUAGUAUUGGUACUUUAAUAGCGCCUCUCUUGGCGAACACAAUCGGAGAUCGACCUGCGAGAGAAGAUUAUAGAACAGUACAACUUUUGGGCUUGAUCUUGGAGCUGUUGUCGUUUUGCGUAGAACAUCACACAUACCAUAUUAAAAAUUGCAUAUUGAACAAAGAUUUACUCAGAAGAAUAUUGGUUUUAAUGAAAUCAACACACACUUUUUUAGUACUAUGUGCAUUAAGGUUUAUGAGGAAGAUUAUAGCAUUAAAAGAUGAAUUUUAUAAUAGGUACAUAAUUAAGGGUAACUUGUUUACUCCCGUAUUUGAUGCAUUUGUAAGAAACAAUGGCAGAUACAACCUUUUAGACUCUGCUAUACUGGAAAUGUUUGAGUUUAUCAAAUUGGAGGAUAUUAAAUCGUUAUGUUCACAUGUUGUUGAGAACUUCUCGAAAGAAUUGGAAGCAAUUGAUUAUGUACAAACAUUUAAGGCAUUAAAAUUAAGGUACGAACAGCAUCAAGACAAGCUGAAAGAUCGUGAUAGAACUACAAUUGACAGUGUUCCAUCAAUUUUACGGAAUAGUCGAUACCGAAGAGAUCAAAGGCAGCUAGAUGAGGAGGAGGAGCUAUGGUUUAACGAAGAGGAAGAAUUUGAUGAGGAUUCAAAGAGUCACCAACAGCAACAACAACAGCAAACUAUGUUAAACAACAAUACUUCUAAUAACAACAUUACCUCGCAACAACCGCAAAUCAACAAUAGUACAUCAACGGCGAAUGAAUCACCGAUCGCUUCGGAUAUAAAUCCUACUCCGGCUAUUGGUACUGUGGAAAAAACGGGAACUGCACUGUUUAAAAAGGGUUUAGUCGAUUACGAAGGAGAUUCGGAUGAAGAGGAAGAAGAUUCAGAAUUAAGUCCUUCGCCAAAGCGGCAAAGAUUGUCAUAGUAGGCAAACAACAAAAACAAAGAAAGAACAAGACAUUUGUGAUUUUUAAUUGCUAUUAUCAUUUCGUAACCUUCCUACAUGUAAAAAACAGAUCUAUUCCUUCAUUUUUGAAAGAAACAGAGAUGAGCUUUCUCACUUAGGAAUGGACGCAACAAUAAGUGCUUUUAAAGAGACGUGUGGUGGACACUCAUCCAUAGGUCCGUCUGUGUUGACUUGUGUAUAGUAUAUAUGCAAAACUAGCGUCUGAGUGAAAAACUAAGCUAUGUCGAUCGAGUGUAUCCGGUAAAACAAAGGAGAAUGAACUGUCGUUUGAACAAAAGCAACAAAAGAGGUAACAAUGUGGCAUAAUAUGACAUAGUGUGAGAAUGUAUGUACUAUAUACUGCGUAAAAAAAAAAGUAAAAGAUAUUAAACCAUAGUCCAUUCCACUGUCUGGAAACACCUUUGCACUAGGAAGAAUAACCUCAUGAAUAAUUAUGACUAGACUAAGGAAAUUUGGCUAUUCAGCCAAAUUUAUUAGUAAUUUACAGAUACAGAAGAUGAAGCUUAGACAAUGAUAUACUGCAACAUUGCAGUUGUUGAGUUAUGUGAUACACUAGGAAUAGUGUAUCACAUGGAGUCCGUUGAAAAGAAGUUUACACGCUGUAAGAUCAGGGGAGACAAAGCGUACAUGUGAUGUACCGCACAAAAGCAACCGAAAGUUUUGUUUUGCUAUUUGUAAGUUUCUUAAUCGCCUGUGUUGCGCGAUAAAGAGACCUUACUCUUCAGAAUAGUCCGACACUAUAAAACUAUUAAGUUUGACUGUGGAGGAUAGUAUUUAGUUUGUAUAUAUAUAUAUGUAUAUUUGUAAUGAUUGUAAACACAUACACAACAUACACUCUUUGAUUAAGCAGAUACAUAGCAACUUCUUUAAGAGUUUUCAGUUCUUUUUAAAAAAAAAAAAAAUUUUCAACAAGCUUUUCGGUUGUCAAUGUAAGUAGCAGUAAUUGUAUAAUAAUAAAUAUUUGAUUUAUGUAUAUUUAUGCCAGUCUGUGUGUAUGCACUUCAUGCCCGAUGUUAAUCCUUGAUGUAUAAAGUAUAACCUGAGUGUAUCACGAAAGUUUUUGAGCCACAGUAAGCUUAAAAAAUAUAUUGGUCGUAUCAAUUAUCUGUGUUUACAUGGGCAAAAGCCAAAAAAUUGCAAAAACACGCUUCAUAAAAUCACUAAA